This is a messenger RNA of Spodoptera litura, 1948 nucleotides long. RefSeq lists its product as uncharacterized. Gene Ontology annotation, cellular component: nucleus. The record is from RefSeq and is a predicted model, not a curated record. Lineage: Eukaryota; Metazoa; Arthropoda; Insecta; Lepidoptera; Noctuidae. Gene Ontology annotation, molecular function: DNA binding.
CCUCGCGCUGUUAGGUUGUGUGAGAAGACGCUUUGUGAUUUCGCAAACGAAACGAUGCCGCGACAACGCAUAAGAACUACCACACGAGGAACCACUGACACGGAAGUAUACCGAAAAGCGGCUGAAGAGCAUUCAAGAGAUGGUACAAAAAUUAGAGCCUUGGCAAAAAAAUAUAAUGUUUGUCAUGUAACAUUAUACAGAUAUAUAAAAAAAAUUGAAGCAGGAAAUACUGGCGCCGUAGUGGGUUAUCGUUGCGUCAAUAGAGUUUUCAAUAAUGACGAGGAAAAAUGUCUACAGGACUAUUUGAUCGAGUGCUCUGGAGUGUAUUUCGGGUUAUCUCCGCCUGAAGUUCGUAAACUGGCAUAUGAGUUGGCGGUAAAAAAUGGUAAAACAUUUCCUGAAAAGUGGCAUGAUACUCAAAUGGCGGGUAAAGAAUGGUUGACUGGUUUUCUGAAACGCCACCCGAGCCUUUCUUUGAGAAGACCUCAAGCAACAAGCUUGUCGCGAGCCUCGAGCUUCAACGAACAUAAUGUAAGUAAAUUUUUUGAUAAUCUUGCUGAAGUAAUGGACAGGUAUAAGUUUGAGCCUAAGGAUAUCUGGAAUAUGGAUGAGACAGGGGUAACCACUGUACAAAGACCUAACAAGAUUUUAGCUCAAAAAGGAAUUAAACAAGUAGGCGCAAUAACGUCAGCAGAACGUGGGAAAUUAGUAACUGUUGCUGUUGCGAUUAAUGCUCAAGGUGGACACAUACCUCCCUUUUUUGUUUUCCCAUUAAAGCGAUACCAAGAGCACAUGAUACGAGAAGGACCUGUUGGUUGUGCCGGAGCUGGCAAUUCUAGUGGAUGGAUGCAGGAAGCAGAAUUUUUACUAUUUUUAGAACACUUUAAAAGACAAGUCAAGCCAACAGUUGAUCAAAAAUGCUUGUUAUUGCUCGACAAUCAUGCAUCGCAUAUAUCUAUCCAAGCUCUAGAUUUUUGUAAAAAACAUGGAAUAGUAUUGCUGUCGUUUCCACCCCACUGCACCCAUAAGCUUCAGCCUCUAGAUAGAGCAGUAUUUGGCCCAUUCAAAAAAAUGAUAAACGCCGCAACAGACAACUGGAUGCGGAAUCAUCCUGGUCAAACAAUGACUAUCCAUUAUAUUCCUGGAAUCGUCAGAGAAGCAUUUCCUGCUUCAGUCACUGAUCGAAAUGCAAUAGCCGGAUUUACCUGUACCGGUAUAAGUCCAUAUAAUAGAAAUAUAUUUACAGCUGUUGAUUAUGCACCAUCGACUGUUACUGAUCGGCCUUUACAAAUAAACAGUGACAAUCCAUCUAAUGACGUGUUGACUAGUUUUGAUGCAACGACAACCACCCAAGUUGAUCCAGAUACUGUCGAGCAUACAGGUAACAAUGAUUCUUCAAAUAUAUUAUCAUCUAAUCAAGGAUCCCAUUCGCCUACACCAGGACCUAGCGGGUUACAGAAAGCAAAUUCUUCUCAGCCAUUUGAUUUGACACCCAAAGAUCUGAGACCAUUACCACAAGCAGGCCCGAGGACUGUAUCAUGCAGAGGACGUAAAAAACGUAAGACAGCAAUAUUGACGGACACGCCCGAAAAAAACGCAAUUGAGGAAGAAUACCUAGAAAGAAACAAAGCUAAGAGAGCGGUUUUACCACCUGAUACUGGAAAUGACAAGAAAAAGUUGAUAUCUACGAAAGGGAAGGGAAAAGGAAAAAAGACAAAAAAAGCAGCUGAAGAGAAGGAAAACAAAUCAGACGACGAAGAUUGCUUUUGUCUCGUUUGUUUAGAAACCUUUGGCAAUAGCCGGCCAAGUGAACAGUGGGUUCAAUGCCUCUCGUGCAAAAUGUGGUCACAUGCCGAAUGUGUUCAUGAUGAUGCUAAUUAUAUAUGUCACAACUGUGAGUCUGAAUAAAAUAAGGCUGAUUAAUAAAAAAUAUUACUUUAAGUUUAAA